Messenger RNA from Mucor mucedo, 1849 nucleotides. RefSeq lists its product as uncharacterized. The transcript is spliced from 11 exons. Gene Ontology annotation, cellular component: membrane; endoplasmic reticulum. The record is from RefSeq and is a predicted model, not a curated record. The coding region runs from base 60 to 1715 and encodes 551 amino acids. Gene Ontology annotation, biological process: long-chain fatty acid metabolic process. NCBI's taxonomy places the organism in Eukaryota, Fungi, Mucoromycota, Mucoromycetes, Mucorales, Mucoraceae. Gene Ontology annotation, molecular function: long-chain fatty acid-CoA ligase activity.
AUCAAUUUAACUUUCCAAAACAGUUUCCCUUUUUUUUGCCUUCAUCCAAAUUACGCAAAAUGAGUUUUGAAUUAGACACUUUGAGUUACACCUUGUUAACAACAAUAGUUGGUGCAGCAGCUUUGUUAUCUGUCCGUAAUUCCAAGACUCCCGAUAUCCAUCCUUUAUUACUUAACACCCAAUCUGAUGUUUCGCGACUUCGUCAUCCCGAAGAGAGUGCCAUUUAUCGCUCCAGAAUGUACCCCAUGGGUGCACCAGUCUGCUCUACUUUUGACCGUGCCAUUCGUACCAUGUCUGACUUCUACAAAGCAGGUAACAUUGUAAAGAAUCCUUCAGCUGGAUUCUUGGGUCAAGGCGCAGAAUACUCUACUUAUGAUGCUAUUGGUAAGAGACUUGACCCCGUCUACCAAGGUCUUCGUGCUGUUGCAGGUUUAGUACCACAAUCAGGAAACGAAAGCUCGUUUGUUGGUAUCUACUCUUCAAACUCUCUUCACACUAUUCUUACGGAAAUUGCAUGUCACAGCAACGGUCUUGUCACUAUCCCCAUUUCUUCUUAUGCAUCUUCGACCCACGCAUCUCAUGUUAUUCAAAAGACUGGUCUCAAAAUAUUGAUUACCCAAACCGAAUACUUGAGCCGUGUUUUAUCUCUUUCCAAGGGAACCACUUUAAAAUAUGUUGUAGUUGUUGGAGAGAUCACUUCCGAAAACAAAAGACAAGCCGAUAUUGCCGGCAUUGAAUUAAUCGCCUUUGAAGAACUCGAAGUUAGAGGAAAAGCCGAAACUUUUGAUGCUGUUCAAGUUGUGCCCAAUGAUAUGGCCAGUAUUUUCUUUAGCUCAUCCAUUGAAAAGGAAUCCAAGAACGGCGUUGUCUUGACACACAAGAAUUUAUUAUCGAACAUCUCAUCUUACCUGUUGGUUAUCCCACCUCAACAAAGAAUUACUCCUAAGGAUCGCUUAUUGUUAAACUUACCCAUCGAUAACGUUCUUGGACAUGUUCUGGUUGCCGUUAUUAGUCUGUUAGGAGGGUCCGUUGCAUUUAGUGAAGAGGUAAACGAUUCUGAUAACAUCGAUAUCGGGGUCUCCCUUACUUCCAUUGCUAAAUCCAAGCCCACAAUUUUGGCCAGUGGCUCUGGAUUCUUAAAUCAAGUUAAACAAUUGAUUGAAUCCAGAUAUGGACAAUCUUUCCUAUUCAAACGUGGAUAUGAAGUUAAGAAGGAAUAUCUUACUGAAUGUAGAUUGAUCGAUGAUUGUAAAUAUGAUAUGGUGGUCUUCAGAGAUAUCCGUCAAACCUUAUUGGGUGGCAAUUUAAGAUUGAUCAUUAUCGACAAUGAUGAUCUUUCUGACCCUUCAUUGGCCAGCUUUUUAAGAAUUGUUCUUAGCACUCAAGUACUUCAAACUUUCAACUUAACGGAAACAUGUGGAACAGUCACAGCUUCCAUGUUUUAUGACUAUAAUGCCGAUCCUCACGCCAAAGGUGCACCAUUCCCCUGUAAUGAAAUCAAACUUAUUGAUGUCCCUGAACGUUCUUACACUGCCGAAGAUAAGCCCAAUCCUCGUGGAGAAAUUUGGGUUCGUGGUAACAAUGUUUUCAAAGGAUAUUACAAGGACGCUGCUGCCACCUCAGAUGUUCUUGAUGCAGAUGGUUGGUUUAUGACUGGAUAUCUUGGUGAAAUUUUACCUAAUGGCACUUUCAAAAUUAUUGGUAGAAAGGCAUAAAGGGGAGAGCGUAACAAAAUUAAAAUGUAUUAUGAUUAGUAAUUUCUAUUAAAAAAAAACUGUCUAUGGUUUAUUAUUAUUCUUUAAAUUUAAUGUCCAGGGACGUCUUAAAAGUGGGUGUGCUUCUGUAUUUA